UGCUGCGCGCGCUCUGUCGAUCGUGUCGAGCCCUUCUUCUGCCUCCCCCAGCACUAGUGUGUGCUCUGGUCAUAUCGACCAGGUUUGUGUUUGAGCUUCGCUGAUGAAGAACUGAAAAUCUGAAAAUUUUUUCUAUACGAAAAAAGUUAUAGUAUUGGAGACGGCCCGUGAAUGUAUUCUUUUGAAUGGACAGCAGUCAAGUGCAGCCAAGUUGGCAAAUAUUCUGCCUAAAUAGUUAUGAGUGACUCUGUGUACUGAUGUUCACUAUGCUUUAUAAACAAAACAGUGAUGCUAAUGUUAGUAAUUCGACCUGAUAGGACAUUGUGGUACCGAUGAAACCCAGCAGCAUGAUAACGAUGUGCAGCCUGUCAGCGCUGGCGCGCGGCUGCCGGCCCGCGCCCGCUCCCGCCGCCAAGCCGUGCUGCCUGUGCUGGUGCUGCUGCUGCUCCUGCUCCUGGGCUAAAUGCCUGGCGGCGCGCGGCUCGGAGGGCGGGCCGGGCAAGAAGCCGCGCGAGCCCGGCCCGCACGACCCGCUGCUGCCCGACGGAGAUGCGCCGCCGAGUCUAGAGGAAAUCCAGAGCUGGGGGCAGUCGUUCGACAGGCUCAUGCGGAGUGCAGCUGGCCGCAAGGUGUUCCGUGACUUCCUGCGCGGCGAGUACUCCGAGGAGAAUAUAAUGUUCUGGCUGGCGUGCGAGGAGCUCAAGCGCGAGACCGACCCUGACGCCGUCGAGGAGAAGGCGCGCUUCAUCUACGAGGACUACAUCUCCAUUCUGUCGCCUAAAGAGGUGUCGCUGGACUCGCGCGUGCGCGAGGUGGUAAACCGCAACAUGGUGGAGCCGACGCCGCACACGUUCGACGAGGCGCAGCUGCAGAUCUACACGCUGAUGCACCGCGACUCCUACCCGCGGUUCGUCAACUCGCCGCUCUACAAGACGCUCGCGCGCCUGUCCAGCGCCGAGCCCGCGUCGCCGGCGGCCGCCGCGUCGUCCGCGCCGUCCGCGCCCGCCGCGUCCUCCGCGCCCUCCGCGCCGUCCGCGCCGCCGCAGUGACGCUGGCUGCGCUCGCGAAGGCCACCUCGUACUUAGCGCGAGUCGCGAGCCGCGAGUUCCGACUUAGACGAUUCUAACCCCAGAGGUCCGUCGGUUCCCCUCGACGGACACUCCCACAGAGCGUCCUCGCAGAGAGUAUUUUCUAUUCUGUAUAUAGUCUCUACAUACUUUAACUAAACGGGUACUAAUUUUGUAUAUAGUUAGGUUAAGUAAGAGUAGGUGCGCGCGCGGUCAGCCGCCGCGGCAACUUCGCUGGUCCACCGGCUGCGUCCGCCUCCGCGCGCUAUGUCCCCCGAGUGGCCGAGCGCGGCCCGUCCGGACGCCGCCAGCGCCCGGCCGCGGUUCCGGCGCGGCGAGGACGCGGCGGCACUCACCCGGGGCCACUCGCAUGCCGUCGAGCCCGUGCUGUGCCAGUGGCUCGCGUCGCCCCCGCCACCCUCCCCCGUCGCCGCCGCCGCCCACACCCUGUCCCCGUUUCCUUCUUAAUGCACUUUCUAGUUAGAAGCAAUAAAAGGUGGACCAAUUAAGUUUGCCGGAGAGUCAACGAAUAAAUCUGUUCAUGUAAA
Molecule: messenger RNA, 1615 nt
Organism: Galleria mellonella (greater wax moth)
Lineage: Eukaryota; Metazoa; Arthropoda; Insecta; Lepidoptera; Pyralidae
Gene: Dhit
Product: regulator of G-protein signaling 20
Exons: 7
Coding region: 333-1049 (238 amino acids)
Source: RefSeq, a predicted model, not a curated record